AUGCCGAAGUAUUAUUGUGACUAUUGUGAUACAUACUUGACUCACGACUCCCCCAGUGUGCGGAAAACGCACUGCACGGGUCGGAAGCACAAAGACAAUGUUAAAUUUUAUUAUCAAAAAUGGAUGGAAGAGCAAGCACAACAUUUAAUCGACGCUACGACAGCCGCCUUCAAAGCGGGCAAAAUCGCAAAUAACCCAUUUGCCCAGCCUGGUAAGGGUGUGGCGAUACCUCCCCCUGCACAACUCACAGCUAUGGGCCAAAGGCCUGGGGCACCGGGGGCUCCCAUGAUGCCACCAACGAUGGGCCCAGGAGGACCUAUGCCCCCGAUGAUGAUGGGGCCACAUGGGCCCAUGCCGCCAAUGAUGGGUAUGCGGCCGCCCAUGAUGGGCAUGAUGCCGAUGGGGCCUAUGGGGCCCAUGGGCGUCAGGCCGCCCGUGGUCAAUCCGCAAAUGAAGAGCUAAAUUUUGUGUUUGUAAUUUUUCUGUGUAUUGUGUAAUUAGCCAAUUUCAAUAACAAUAAAGAAUUUUUAUAUAAA
Molecule: messenger RNA, 536 nt
Organism: Tribolium castaneum (red flour beetle)
Lineage: Eukaryota; Metazoa; Arthropoda; Insecta; Coleoptera; Tenebrionidae
Gene: snRNP-U1-C
Product: small ribonucleoprotein particle U1 subunit C
Exons: 2
Coding region: 1-462 (153 amino acids)
Biological process (GO): mRNA splicing, via spliceosome; mRNA 5'-splice site recognition; spliceosomal snRNP assembly
Cellular component (GO): nucleus; U1 snRNP
Molecular function (GO): pre-mRNA 5'-splice site binding; zinc ion binding
Source: RefSeq, a predicted model, not a curated record